AAUGUAUUAACAAUUUAACAUCCAGACCCAGACGGGCAUGAAUUUUAAUCAAAACAGACUCGUAUCAGAUUAACCGUAAAUUUUGCGACCAGCUAAACCCAAGAGCCAGAGUUGUAUUCGAGGGGGUGUUGAUCAUUUUGAUACGAGUAGUGUGUGUUCAAGUCGUUGAAGCAUGAGUACGGGGACCGAAAAUGAACCGGCGAAGCUGCUACUGCCCUAUUUACAACGCGCCGAUGAGCUGCAGAAGCACGAUCCUCUCGUCGCCUAUUACUGUCGAUUGUAUGCCAUGGAAAGAGGCUUGAAGAUUCCGCAAACUGACCGUACUAAGACCACUAAUUCUCUCCUUGUUUCUCUUAUCAAACAACUUGAAAAGGAUAAGAAGUCGCUUGAGUUGACACCAGAUGACAGUUUACACAUUGAGGGAUUUGCCUUGAAUGUGUUUGCUAAAGCAGACAAGCAAGAUCGGGCAGGCCGGGCUGAUAAGAGUACUGCAAAGACCUUCUAUGCUGCAAGUAUCUUCUUUGAAAUUCUUAAUCAGUUUGGGCCGCUUCAACCUGAUCUUGAACAGAAACAAAAAUAUGCAGCAUGGAAAGCUGCAGAUAUAAGCAAAGCUCUAAAAGAAGGAAGGGCUCCUGUCCCAGGCCCUCCCGGGGGUGAUAAUGAUCUAUAUAGCCCGAAUACUGAACCAAGCAAUACCGAUCCGGUUAUGAAAUCUGCAAAUACUGAUCUGGGUAUGAACUCUGCACCAGAAUAUAAUUCAUCAACUCAGUCUUAUGAUAGAGUUGAUCCCCAACAGUCCUCAACUACUGCUCCAUUACCUCCCUCAAACAUUUUAACACCACCUCCCUCCAACCCUACUCCAUCUCCUUAUCCCUCGAACAAUUUUCAAUCCCAUAGUUUUCAUCAGCCUCCAGCCAAUGAUUAUACAUCACAUAAUUUCCACCAGCCUCCCCUAGACGAUGAUUAUCCAUCCCAUAAUUCCCAUCAACCACCAAGCCUAAUCAGCAGAUCAGAAAAUAAUACUUACGCUCAACCAUAUCAACAGCAGCCAUUUCCUCAAGAACCUCAACAGCAUUUGCCACACUACCAAUCUCAUGACACUUCUUAUACAUAUCCAAACUUUCAGACUUAUCCAAGUUUUACAGAGAGCAGUCUUCCUGCUGCUCCUUCUCAUCACCCUUCUUACCAUCAAGGCCCGGAUACUUCUUACAACAUUACAUCAGCUUCUGAUGCAUCGAACUACCCUUCAACAGCGCAGCAGAGCUCAAAUGGUAGAAAUGGAACCAAUUUAGACCCUGCUCGUGCUUCUGUCCAAGAAUUUGUAUAUGAUAGCAAUUAUCAGCCUCCACCUGAAAAAAUUGCAGAGGCACAUAAGGCAGCGAGGUUUGCAGUGGGUGCACUGGCAUUUGAUGAUGUCUCGAUUGCUGUUGACUACCUAAAGAAAUCACUAGAACUUUUGACGAAACCAUCAGGAGGUCAGUGAGUUGUGUUGCAGGAAUUCCAGAGCUGGAUGGAUAUGUUUUGCCGGAUUUUGUUCUACUUGAUGUGCCUCAGUUGUAAAGUUUGUAAGUCGAAGUCGGGAGGGUGCUACUUGCAGCUUAGAAUUACGAAAUUACUUUGUUUGGUUCAAUACUGAUUGGAAACUUUGUUGCUGUUAAAACUUGGUUUUCUUUUGCUACAGAUUGGAACAUAUGAAAAUCUUUCAAAGCAUUUAUGUUUGAUGACGAAUAAUUGCCUAAACUUUUGUACCACUUUUUUUCUUCA
This is a messenger RNA of Daucus carota subsp. sativus, 1764 nucleotides long. RefSeq names its product protein HOMOLOG OF MAMMALIAN LYST-INTERACTING PROTEIN 5. Gene Ontology annotation, biological process: late endosome to vacuole transport via multivesicular body sorting pathway. Lineage: Eukaryota; Viridiplantae; Streptophyta; Magnoliopsida; Apiales; Apiaceae. The record is from RefSeq and is a predicted model, not a curated record. Gene Ontology annotation, cellular component: multivesicular body. Bases 173 to 1483 code for a protein of 436 amino acids. The transcript is spliced from 6 exons.